This is a messenger RNA of Terrapene triunguis (Three-toed box turtle), 924 nucleotides long. RefSeq names its product chromosome unknown CXorf56 homolog (gene STEEP1). Bases 37 to 705 code for a protein of 222 amino acids. The transcript is spliced from 7 exons. The record is from RefSeq and is a predicted model, not a curated record. NCBI's taxonomy places the organism in Eukaryota, Metazoa, Chordata, Testudines, Emydidae.
CAGGGCCUGGGCCGGCUGCUCUCACUCGGCGCCGCCAUGCCCAAGGUGGUGUCCCGCUCCGUGGUCUGCUCCGACACCCGGGACCGCGAGGAGUACGAUGAUGGCGAGAAGCCGCUGCACGUUUACUACUGUCUGUGCGGCCAGAUGGUGCUGGUGCUGGACUGUCAGCUGGAGAAGCUGCCUAUGAGGCCUCGAGACAGAGCUCGGGUGAUUGAUGCAGCCAAACAUGCCCAUAAAUUCUGUAACACAGAGGAGGAGGAAAAUGUUUAUCUCAGAAGACCUGAAGGUAUUGAGCGGCAGUACAGGAAGAAGUGUGGGAAGUGUGGACUUCUGCUCUUCUACCAGCACCAGCAGAAGAAUGCCCCAGUUACUUUCAUUGUCGAUGGAGCUGUGGUCAAGUUUGGCCAGGGCUUUGGGAAAACAAACAUAUACACUCAGAAACAGGAGCCUCCCAAAAAGGUGAUGAUGACCAAACGGACAAAAGACAUGGGCAAGUUCAGUUCAGUCACGGUCUCCACCAUUGAUGAAGAGGAGGAGGAGAUUGAAGCACGAGAGAUUGCAGAUUCCUAUGCGCAGAAUGCUAAAGUGAUUGAAAAGCAGCUGGAACGCAAAGGCAUGAGCAAAAGGAGGCUGCAGGAACUGGCUGAGCUGGAAGCCAAGAAAGCCAAGAUGAAAGGAACCCUGAUAGAUAAUCAGUUCAAAUAAGAGGAAUCCACAUCAGAUCAUGCUCAGGCAGCUGAAUAUUUGGAGAGGGAGGAAAACCAACAGCAACUCCUGAGACUCCAACAGAGAAUUCAAUCAACCCUGCAGACCUUAAGUACAACUUUUAAGAGCUAUGCAUCGAAACCAGCUUGGAAGGUGACACUGUCUCUGCUACAGACUGUACUUUGAUCUCUGGUAUUUUAAUACACUGAAGGACUUCAA